Sporothrix brasiliensis 5110 is the source of this 1254-nucleotide messenger RNA. Its product is annotated as metal homeostatis protein bsd2. Gene Ontology annotation, biological process: positive regulation of protein ubiquitination; vacuolar transport; ubiquitin-dependent protein catabolic process. The transcript has 2 exons. The record is from RefSeq and is a predicted model, not a curated record. NCBI's taxonomy places the organism in Eukaryota, Fungi, Ascomycota, Sordariomycetes, Ophiostomatales, Ophiostomataceae. Bases 1 to 1254 code for a protein of 417 amino acids. Gene Ontology annotation, cellular component: endoplasmic reticulum; Golgi apparatus; perinuclear region of cytoplasm.
AUGUCGGCACGGUACGAGCGGGUGCAUGCCCAGGAGGACGACUACGACUACGACGACCACGACGACGACCGCACCCCUGGCCACAACGACAGCCUCUUCUCGCCCAACCCGACCAUCCCCAACUCGCCGCCGCCGUCGUUUCGGUCCCGCACGUCGUCGCAGGCACCGACGAUUACGAGCGGCGGCCGACGGCGCGGCACCGCCUCCGUCCACACGACCAACUCGGUCGUCGACCCGGCGCUGGUCGAUGCGUUUGGCGACGACAAUGACGACAACAGUGACGACGACGACGGCGCGGAUGCCGACGACCGGCAGCGGCUGAUGCGCAGCCGGGACGCGCUGCGGCCGAUGCGGGCGCCGGCGUGGAUGACGCGGUCUGGGGCCGCAGCAGCAGCAGCAACGGAGACAGAAGAGUCGGACAGCAACGCGGCACCCACGCCAUCGACGUCGACGCCGUCGCCGGCGCUGGCACCGACACGACGACCGGCACCGGCGUCGGGCACCACGCCGACGCCCACGAGCGGCCGCGUCUACGGCGGCGGCAUCCAGUCAGACGGCGUGUUUUCCAACCUGACGGCGCGGCCAGAGCCGGGCGAGGAAAAGGACGAAUUGCCUCCGACCUACGAACAGGCCGCGGCCGACGUCGCCCCGCCGUACUGGGAGACGACGAUCCUGGCCCCGCACCUGGGCGGCCCCGACGACGUGUAUGUGGACGGCAUGCCCGUCGGGUCCGUGUUCUCGUUUGCCUGGAACGGCAUGAUCUCCAUGUCCUUCCAGAUUGUCGGUUUCCUGUUGACGUACCUGCUGCACUCGACGCACGCGGCCAAGAACGGCUCCCGUGCCGGCCUCGGCAUCACCCUGAUCCAGUACGGGUUCUACGUCAAAGGAUCCGGCGACGCCAGCGGCGGCGCCGGCAGCGGCAUGGACGCUGCCGGUGCGGCGGCCGCCAAGUCGUCCGACGGCUACGCGGCCCCGCCGGACCCGAAUGCGCACAAUUUCGACCCCAGCACGGUGGGCACCGGCGAUGUGUCGGGCGGCGGCGGAAGCGGCGGCAUCGGGGCGAGCCUGUCGGACAUUGCCAGCAGCGAGUGGGCCGCGUACGCGCUGAUGAUUGUGGGGUGGCUGAUUCUGAUCAAGAGCGUGAGCGACUUUUUGCGGGCGCGGCGGCACGAGCAGCUGGUGCUGCAGAGCCCGGACCGCGGGCUGGGCGUCGCGGUCAUUGCCGAGGGGGAGAACCCCGAGCGUGUCGUCUAG